AUGACACGCCACAGCCGGACAGCGCUGGUCAGCUACCAGGAGCAGGGGGAGAGCAGACCACAGACCAACGCUCCUGAAAUGAACCGCCAGGCCCUGAAGCUGAAGGAGGAAGGUGGGAAUAAACUACCUUGCGAGUGCGGGCUCUGCCACCGGGCUGACUCUGAUCCCGACACCUACGGGCAGAAAUGUCAGUGGGGUAAGCUGUGUGUGCACGAGAACUGCCUGUACCACGCCAGCGGGCUGAUCCAGAGGGGGAAGGACGAGGAGGGAUUUUACGGGUUCCUGUAUCCGGACAUCAGGCAGGAAUUAAAGCGGGCAGUUCGGAAGACCUGCUGUGUGUGCGGCUGCAAAGGGGCAUCCAUCGCCUGCCAGGGCAGCAAGUGCACCAAGAACUUCCACUUCCCCUGCGGCUCCGAGAGAGGCUGCAUCUAUCAGUUCUUCGGGGAGUUUAAAUCCUUCUGCUGGACCCACCGGCCGGUGCAGCAAGUGAGACGGUGGCAGCAGCAGGAGGAAACCAUCUGCGUCGUCUGCUUGGAGUCCAUGCCGGGGAAACCCUCCUACAGCGCCCUGGUGUGCCCGGCGUGCAAGCACGCCUGGUUCCACCGAGGCUGCAUCCAGGUGCGAAUCCCCUUUCCGCGCUGGUUCCUGGGGGUGGGCCAGAACCCCCCGGCCACGAAAGCCUUCGAGCCAACCCACGCGCAGGCUGCAGCUGGACACGCUCUCCGUGCUGCCUUGUACCAUUUCCGAUGCCCCAGGUGCCGGGACAUGGGGACAUUCCAAAGAGAGAUGUUUCGAAUGGGCAUCAAAAUCCCUGACAGGGACGCCGCCUGGGAGGAAGACGGCGCGUUCAGUGACCAGUAUCACAGACACAGCAGCUGUGACGCCGGCUGCUGCUUGUACGUGGGCGGCAGAGAGCAAUCCGCAGAGGACGGCCCAUGGCAGCUGCUGCUGUGCACCUCGUGUGGCUCCCAGGGGACCCACCGCCGCUGCUCCUCGCUGGGGGCCUCCGCGGGCACGUGGGAGUGUGAGGACUGCGCGGGGCCAGCAGGGGCGGAAAUGUCCCCGCGAGCUCUCACAGCGUGA
This is a messenger RNA of Caretta caretta (loggerhead turtle), 1083 nucleotides long. The record is from RefSeq and is a predicted model, not a curated record. NCBI's taxonomy places the organism in Eukaryota, Metazoa, Chordata, Testudines, Cheloniidae.